CGUGAUUCUGAAGCUCAGGCGAAAGCUCUUCCUUUCAGUGCUCACUUUCGGCAACAUUGUGUCUACUCGUUAACUCUAACAAGUCAAAAUGGCGGAAGAAGGCGGUACACAGGAUGGGCUGGCGCCACCACAAACUGAAACUGGAGCUGAUGGAGAGAUUGUUGGAGGGCCACGAACACCCCAGCAAAUUGCAGCCCAGAAGAGGCUGCAGCAGCAACAGGCCCAAGUUGAUGAGGUCUGUGAAAUAAUGAAAUCAAACGUUGAAAAAGUACUCGAUCGAGACGCAAAGUUAUCAGAACUUGAUGAUAGAGCCAACGCCCUUCAGCAAGGAGCAUCCCAAUUUGAGCAGCAAGCAAAGAGUUUGAAGAACAAGUUUUGGCUCCAAAAUUUAAAGAUGAUGAUCAUCAUGGGCGUAAUAGGAAUCGUGAUAAUAGGACUCCUCUUUGUUCGAUAUCGCGGCACCCCGUCUAUGCCCAGCAUCACUCCUGUGGCUGCCACCAAUGCUACUCUGCCCGUUGCCUCUACUAAGUGAAGAUAUAUGUAGAGAAUCACGUCAAUCUUCAGGUAAGAUUAUUUAAUGUAAAUUUCAAUGUACCCAAUAUAGAUGUAAUUUAAAAAAUAUGUAUUUAUUCCUAUUACAUAACAUCUAUUGAAAUUGUAUAGAAUUGUAUUUACUCCAUAUAGAUUUCUAAUAAUACUAACUUAGGUUAUUAAAUGUAAAUUGAAAGUCUAUUCAAUUGUUGUUUAAGGAAUAAUACUCUAUAAAACAAUAUUAAUAAAUAACAAAAGUUGUAAUUUCCUUCAAAGAAAUCUAUGUUAUAGCAGACAGUAGCAUAUAAAAUAUGUUUUGUUUUGUAUGAAUCGUACAUUAAUUAGGAAAGUAUGUUUCAUACCAAAUUUAAUGAUGCAGCUUACUGAAGUGGUUAGACUUCACAGAUAUACAAUAAUAUGUAGUUUUAUCCAGCGCCAUGAAAUUACCGCAAUUAAAUAUUAGGCAAAAAGUUAUAAAAUUGCGCAAAUUUUGUCUUCAUCGUAUAAUUCGUUAAAUAAUAAAUAAGUGUUACUAUAAACGUUGACCUAAUUUUUCACGAACUAAUAUUAAUAAAAUAUUUCUUAGUCACUGAUUAAUUUACAUCUUUUUACUUUCUGUUAAUACUAUGAACUCGUGUUCUUUUCUUUAAUAGUUAAAUAUUUUAUUAAGAUUAUCCAUAAGGCGUUAAAUACUUAAUUCAGUACGAUGGUAAUUCAAUUCAAUUUCGCAUCGUUAGCUGUUAAAAAUGUGGGGAUAAGGGCUGGCAAAGACGGCGAAAUUAUAUACAAAUUCAUUUCAAAUGAAAUAGAUGAUUUUAUUUACAUUGAGCUAUUGAGAAAUAAUUUGCGUGCCUUUGUAGCUUUUAAUGAAUAAUAUUGAUGUUAUACUUAACAAUUUUAUAAGUCUCUCAAGUGAAACUUUAAUUCGUUAUUUGUUUAAUUUUGGAACACUCAAUCAUCCUCUUUCAGAGAGUAUUUUAAAUAACUUUAUUUAUUUUUGUUGGAUCUGUGAUAUUAAAAGUAUUGUGGGAGAUAGAAUACGUAAGAGGAAGCAACAUAAAAAAUUUGAAAGACGGAAGUCCUGGAAGUCGGAUUACACUUCAGAAAUUAUUCAAUUUGUGUUUUUUAAGGCUUCCAAAAUCGAAACGUGAACUAUGUUAAUUAGAAUUAAAUUUCUAUUAUUAUAGGUAUUUAUAUACUAUUAAACACAAUUAUAAACUUCUUAUUUUUAAAUUUGCAUAAAAUAAUAAAUAAAUGAAAUGGAAUACGGAUUGAUUUCAAUGAAUUUUGUUUAUAUCAGGUAUAAUAUAUUUUAAUAAUGCUUAAAUCCUUUGGAGACUUGUUAUAUUCCAUACUCUCUCAGUAAGUUCAUUAGAUAUAUAAUAUUAUAUUAAAUGUCAAUAAUCGAAGGGUUUCACACGGCCUAUAUAUAGUAGACGGAGUCAAUUUUAAGUAUAUAUACUCAAAGUAUCCAUAUAAAUUACUCUUAAAGUUGACAUCCACAACGGGGCAAUUCUUAAAAAAGGAAUAUAUUUCAAUGUAGGCUCUAUCGGAAAUGUAUUUACACGAUGAAAUCAUUUUUUGUGAGUAGUAAGCUAUAUAUGUUGUCUUAUAAAGAAACUUACGAGAAUAACACUUUUGAAUAUAAUGAAGUUUAGAUUGCCACCUACACUUCACUAUAGUUUUAGUAAAGGAGAGAUUUCAAAAUUGAAGUUUACAGUGAGGAAAAUAAACUUUCUGAUAGCGAUACGAUUAAGCGACAAAAGCGUUGAAUAAUUAAUAUUCCUUUUUUAAAAAUUGUCUCAUUUAGAAAUUAGGUUAAUUGUAACACCAAGGUAGGGAAAGGUAAAAAUUGGUAGAUCGUGGAAUUGAUUACGGUAAGACUCAAUAUGUUACUUUAAAGCUUUAAAAUCACGCGUUUCGUCAAUUAUGUAUCUAUAUGUUAGAACUAUAUACUAUAAUUUAACUUAUAUUAAUAUUGUAGAAUUUUAGAAUUAGUUUCUAUCUCGUAGCAGGAACUACGUUUUAUGUUCAAAAAUACUAUAAAUAUUUAAAAUAAACUAAAAAGUUAUUUGGACGUUGUAAAUCUCUAAAUGUCUCUAAAGUAUUGCUACAUGAAAGAAAUUAUGUUUUUUUAAUAUAAGAAAUUUGAAAGAAGUCACUUUGCCCGGCAAAUGUAUUCUUAAACUAUAUACUUAAGUAUGUACAGGAAAUGUAUGGUGCCAUUGACAAUAUUAGUUCUCUUUACUAUUCUAAUGAUAUUAUGGGUAUGUUAAGAUAUUUGUUCUUCAUGUAUGAAAAACUUUAAAGUUUAAGACUAAUAUAAUUAUUAAGGGAUGCCAAUAAAACUAUAAUCUAUGACAACAAAUAUUUCCUAUUAUGAGAGAUUAAUACAUUAUUUGGUAAUUUGACCAUAUAGAUUGGUAUAAUUGGCUAAUCAACAGAAAUUUUAUU
This is a messenger RNA of Pieris brassicae (large cabbage white), 2985 nucleotides long. RefSeq names its product synaptobrevin-1-like. Gene Ontology annotation, biological process: vesicle-mediated transport; vesicle fusion. The coding region runs from base 89 to 532 and encodes 147 amino acids. Gene Ontology annotation, molecular function: SNAP receptor activity; syntaxin binding. The record is from RefSeq and is a predicted model, not a curated record. Gene Ontology annotation, cellular component: plasma membrane; SNARE complex. NCBI's taxonomy places the organism in Eukaryota, Metazoa, Arthropoda, Insecta, Lepidoptera, Pieridae. The transcript is spliced from 7 exons.